This is a messenger RNA of Canariomyces notabilis, 3908 nucleotides long. Its product is annotated as Pet127-domain-containing protein. Lineage: Eukaryota; Fungi; Ascomycota; Sordariomycetes; Sordariales; Chaetomiaceae. The record is from RefSeq and is a predicted model, not a curated record. Bases 172 to 3792 code for a protein of 1206 amino acids. Gene Ontology annotation, biological process: mitochondrial RNA 5'-end processing. Gene Ontology annotation, cellular component: mitochondrial envelope; mitochondrion. The transcript has a single exon.
GGGUUAUUAGAGAACUUAUCGCGUUUAGCGUGUUGAAUGUAGGCCUCGACUGCAACGGCCAUUGCCAGGCCGUCACAUUCCUGACUGCCGUUAUCAGGGCCUCCCAUACGUGUACACAACCCACGGAUACUGUUGCUCGGCAGUCCGUAGGUGCCUUGGUUUUGUCUUGCGAUGUUGGCACUUGCAAGGCAGGCACGCCGCGCACUCAGGUCUCCCUUCGUCUGCACAUCAUGCCGUGCCCUGCUUGCCAGCCGCGCGCCGCUGCCGUUGCCUGGCGCCAUCGUAACGUGCUAUGCAGUCCGUCACCAUUCUAGUUCCGGUUCGAAUGCUCAAACGCCCAGCGAACCGCUUGACUCGCAGGCGGAACAAUCACCGGAGAACCGACGCAAGUUCCGAAGAAAACGAAAAUUCAAGGGCUUCACGCAAUCACAAGAGGCGAAGGACGGACUGCAGGCGUUGCAAUCAUCGGGACAGCAAAACGACUCAGAGCAGCAUCAAAUUUCGCAGCCACUGUCGCAGUCACAGGAGCAAACCGACAAGACCGACAAGAACGAGAAGAAUGACGAAACCGACAGUAACGACAAGUCCAACAAGAACGACAAGUCUAAGAAGCCCGAAGAGAGUUCUUCUGGGCGAAGUGAGAAGAAGAUUCGCGUGAGGAUGUCGUCGAGAAGAAUACACCUGUGGAAGGAAACUCUCCAGGUGUUGAAAAAUUUGCAGGCUCAGCAACAGGCGUUGGCUGCUGCCCAAUCCUCCGUUGCUGCCAGAGACUCCCAGUCAUCUGACUCUGCUGAUGCCGGCUCUGCUGGCUCCGAUGCCCUCUCCAAUAAGGGGGCGAGCGGCCGGCUCGAACGCAACGGGUCGGUAUCCCCGGUUUCCACCCCCCUUGGUAGCGACCCGUUCCGUGAGGCAAAGCUGCUCGAGGGCGCCUUGGCUGUACUCAGACGAGUCCUUCAUCAGGAAGCCCAACUUUCACUGCCCACGGGAACCGAGGCAACAAGCUCCCUGGACUCUGAAAACCCAGCUGGAGACGCUAAACCAGCCCUCAAGUCCCCCGAGCCCGGACCUACAGCCGACAGUCCGGCGCCUCCCCCCUUAAAGCCUUAUCAGCAGCUCAGGGACUCGAAUGACAAUCGCCACUUGGAGCGUUUCGUUGUCGAGUCCGUCGAUUCCUCCAAACUCGAGUUGACACCCGUAAAGAAGCCGCAACCCCCUGUACCAAGAUUGGCCCAUGGUCUGGACCGCGUGCUCUUCAACCCGGGCGUCUACUUUAUGCAGGAUCCCCGGUCUCGAGUAUAUAACUUCGACCCCUAUCUCGCUCGCAUCAUGCCCGUCAAAGAGUUUGACUUUAACGCGCUCAAGCGGUAUAUCACGUCAUCCAAGGAUACCACGCUCAUAAAAACGGCCACUGAGCUCGCCAAGAAGUACACCGGCUCGACAUCGAGUAUGACCUCGACAUUGUCUCAUUUCCAUUACCUGCUCUCUGCCUGGCGUCCCAUCAACCCCUGCAUGAUGUCUCGUGAAUUCCAGAUCGAGUCGUUCAACUAUACCCGUAUCAUGCGUGCCCCGGCCGCCACAUUCCUCCAUUGGAAGGAUGGGACUUAUGCCAUCGAUGCCGACAAGGAAUUUGACUCUGCAAACAUUCUGAGCAUGCUGGGCAAGUCGAUGGAGAAAUUCCUGACCUUACCCAAGCAAGACUUCGAAAAGUACAGAAAAACUAAGUCGGACCAACUAACCGACGAGGAGCGUAGUGGGCCCGAGUCCUAUCACUACACGACUAUGGGCGAUUUCAUGAUGCGCUCUCAACUUGAUGCUUUCGACCCCAGACUAUCGGGGACCGGCAUGUUUGACCUCAAAACCCGGGCGGUCGUCUCGAUUCGUAUGGACACGCAGAACAUCCAUCAUGGCCUCGGCUACGAGAUUCGAGAUCGCUUUGGCCAGUGGGAAUCCUUUGAGCGCGAGUAUUACGACAUGAUUCGGUCCGCUUUCUUGAAGUACUCGCUCCAAGUCCGCAUGGGCCGCAUGGAUGGUAUCUUUGUCGCUUUCCACAACACAGAACGCAUCUUCGGCUUCCAGUACAUCGAUCUCCCGGAGAUGGACUUAUCCUUACACGGCCAGAAGGAGAGGAAUCUAGGCGACCGCGAAUUCAAACUGAGUCUCCAUCUGCUCAAUAAGGUUCUGGAUAAAGUAACGGCGAAGUUUCCCGGAAAAACUCUCCGCCUCCACUUUGAGACGAGACCUGGCGACCCUCCCUUCAUGUACAUAUUCGCCAAACCUGUGACGCCAAAGGAGAUUGAAGACGUUCAGGGGGCAACCCAGGCCGCAGUUGAGAAGUUUGAGCGUCGUAUGAUGGGCGUCACACCGGGCCCGGAACCAGGGCUAGAUGAGGAGGACGGUGGCGAGGACGAUGGGGGUGAAGGGGCAGUGGAAGAAACUAUAGAAGAAAGCGGAACUGAGGAAGAAACGAGCCUUGCUGUCUGGGAAGACGUGAUGCGCAAGGUUGAACAUGCCUUGGAGAACGAGGAACAGGGCGUGAUGUCCGUCCGUGAAGCCAUUGAGUAUGCCCUAAAACAAAGCGGCCUUCUCGAGAGCAGCUCUCCGGAUGAGACGGAGCGUUCUGUAGAUGCUUUCCUUGACGCCUUGACAGGCAAUUCCGGGUCUAUCACGCCGGAAGACCAGGCACCAUAUAUUAUCGGGCGAGAUCAACUCGUUGGUGGAGAAGGUGUUCUGGACAAGUCCAAGGAAUACGAGACAGCCGCGCGCACCGCACAGGGUGCCAGCGACACCGGUGGAGAGCACAAACCGCAGCUACCGGCAGCAGAUGGUCCGUCGAAUAAGGAGCCGACCCUGAAGGGCUUGAUCCUUCGGCUGGCAUCUCAGUUCAGAAACAUGCCAAAUGAGCAACGGGCCUUGUCCGGCCGGAGCGAGACUCAAGCGCAGGAGGACGUGCACGCAGAUACACAGAGGCUUCACAGCGCUGUAAAGAUCCUGUCGGAGCUCAUAGUGCAAUCCAGGGAGCCAGAGGACGCCGCGAAGCACGAAGGAAACGAUGUUAUUGAAACCGGCUCUCUGUCUGUGGAAGGGGGCAUGGAGGCCAAAAAGGUAUCCGAAACGUCUGCACCAAAAGCGGCAGAGACUUCAAACGGGGAAUCCGCUGAAAACGACGAGUUAUACGGCCUCAUUCUUACCAUAAGAAACAAGGUUGACAACGAGUAUGUGAACCGCCCUGAGAACCUAGGUCGCAACCAGCGCUGGGUAGUCGAAUACGCGAUGGAGGAAAUCCAGCCGACCAGGCGUGGGAGGCUGUACAAUAUGCUUCUUUCGCGCCGAAAAAGGCUUCUUGAUCCCAGCGACAAUACGGAUGACAAGUGGCUCAAUCCCUAUCUCCAAAACCUGGCGGAGUUGAGCCAAAAGGGCCGUUCGUUUCGCAACCGCGAAAAUGCGCGGGCCAAGACCUACCCGGUCCAGGUGUACGGUUCCGAGGAGCCCUAUAGUUAUGAAUCCGUGUUUAAGGGCGGUGGAACAAGGCCAUACAAAGUGUGGGAACCAGAAAGAGCGAGUAAAGCCGCCAGAAGGAAGGCAUCCCCCAGCCAACAGGACAAGGAUGGUGAUGAUAACAUGGCAGUUGAGAAUACCAAGGAGAACGUGGAUGAGGCCAGACCAACGGGCUCGCGAGCUUCUCGAGCUUCUCGACGCAGAGCCAAGAGGCGGUCAGCGCGGGAGGAGGACAAGGACAGUAAGGAGCUCAGUGGCAAUGAAAAGGCCGAGUUUAGCAAGGAAACUGGGGACUAGAAGGACUAUAGACCAAAGCGAUCUGGCAUGAUAGUUGUUCUCAUACCUGUGCUGGUUGGAAGCCUCCUAUAGAUCUGUACCAUCUUUGUAACAACAAGCCUACAGUCACAAGUUAC